UAUAAUUCCUGACUGGAGUGUAGCUACACAAUUAUCUUUUUGUUCCUUGAUGGUCGAGCGAGGGAGUUCUCUAGUGUUGCAAGAAAUCAAAAACAAGGGCACAUAACUGGAUGUGGAAGGAGCUCAGUUCAUGCUGCUAGGAAGUCUUUUACUUGCUGACUAGGGGACUUGAAGGCGGGCUGUUCGCUGGAGAACAAUCAGUGUGUUCUUAAGGGGAGAGCCAGAGGAUAAUUCCUGGUAACUGUUCUAUCUGAGCAUUCUUGGUGGAGUCUCUCCGCAUUCACGUCUCAUUAUGGAGCCCAACAGUCCCAAGAAGAUCCAGUUUGCUGUGCCUUUGUUUCAAAGCCAGUUGGACCCACAAGCAGCUGAACAGAUCAGAAGAAGACGACCCACUCCAGCAACACUGGUUAUUUUCAGUGAUCAGUCACCACCAGAAGCAGAUGAACAGAGGACGGCAAACUCACAGGGACAAGCAAAGAGUGCUGAGAUGUCUCCCAAGCAAAGAAAACAGAGUGUGUACAACCCUCCCACUAUGAAAGGGGUGAAGCUUAUGAAAUCGCAGCAAGAAACAGCGUUCCCCGAGGAAGAAGAAGGAGUCAAUGAUAAACAGGAAGACAGGACCCCGUAGAUGGAAAUGGGUGUCUUAAUGGAAGUGUUUCCACUUUCUGUUGUUCACUCAGUUAAAUGAACUGAAAACCUUUUUCACAUCAUCUCAGGACUGAUUAAAUAGAUCAUUUCUUACAGCAGAGCACUAGAAAACAGGCUUUUAGUCUGACUAAUUUUAAUCGAAAGCUUUAAAGAUCCAUUACCCCUUUCCUCUGCAAAAUCAAUAAUAUAGUUCUGGAUCUGAUCAUGCAUAUAUAUAUAUAUAUAUAUUCUGUGUUAAAGUCCUGAUCUUAACAACAGUACUUCAAUUUCUAACCUUUUCUAAGAUAGCAACCCAACCUAGCAUAGCAGCCCAUUCCUUUUGCUUUUACAUUAUCACUGGUAUUAAUUUUGGCAUCUGAAAACAAAUUAGUAACCGUUUAAAGACUGGUUGUUUAUGACCUGUCAUCUACAGCCCAUUUUAAGCAUAUAAUCUACAGUACCUUUUGGUUGUUCUGUGUAAUAGUAUUGUCAAGAUAGUAGAAAAUGAAGCUACAGUAUAGUUUUAGAAGAAAAAAAAAACACCUGCUGAUUUAUUAUUUACAGACACAUGGAAUGUAUUAUUUAAUCUAGAGCAUAAACAUAAUUUUAGUCCUUUGUGCCAUAUUUUAAAAGCAAAUGUCUCUGAUUUCGAUGUUGGAAAAAUUGUGUUUAAAUGUCUUACUUUACAUUCGAACAGUGCUUGCUGGUGUAUAUACAUUUUUUUCCUGAUAAUUCCAUCAGUAAAAUAGGUUUUUAAAGCGUAAGACAGAUAACCCAUACUAAUGAUAAAAAUCCUCUUAAUUAAAAAUUCAGAAUUGCUUGUUUUCCUUUACACCACAUAUCACUGAACAACUUUCCAUUAGAGUCUGCUGAGAGAAGAGAGCUGAAAAGGUUUUGGUAUUUAUGAUGAAUCUUGGAUGACUGUUGGCUUAUCAUAACCUCUUACAACCUCACUGUAAAGUGCCGAAGCUUGGAGUCUUUACAUAUAGAAUAAGAGUUUAUUCACAUAAAAUGAUGGGAUGGAACACUAAUUGCUUCCCUGUAUUUUUUGAUAAAUAUAAUACUAUAUGUUUUAAAUAUGGUUAUUUCGCACUAGAGGCCAGGUGAUGCAGCAAAAUGGGAGAUAAGAAAAAAUACAUUGUUUGUGUAAUGAUUUCCAUUACAUGAGAGUAGAUGUUAAAACUUCAUGCUGAUUUGAAGCUGGCUCUUGCCAAGAUAAGCACCAACUAAAAUGUAGCUUAACAGUAAACUAAAGUGAUCCAUCUGCGUCUCUAUCCAUUUGCGUUUCCUUCUGUCUGAUGAUGUUGAUAUCCUUCUGCC
This is a messenger RNA of Polyodon spathula (Mississippi paddlefish), 1947 nucleotides long. RefSeq names its product protein phosphatase 1 regulatory subunit 1C-like. Gene Ontology annotation, biological process: intracellular signal transduction. Gene Ontology annotation, cellular component: cytoplasm. Lineage: Eukaryota; Metazoa; Chordata; Actinopteri; Acipenseriformes; Polyodontidae. The record is from RefSeq and is a predicted model, not a curated record. Gene Ontology annotation, molecular function: protein phosphatase inhibitor activity. Bases 293 to 628 code for a protein of 111 amino acids. The transcript has 5 exons.